Molecule: messenger RNA, 342 nt
Organism: Anopheles marshallii
Lineage: Eukaryota; Metazoa; Arthropoda; Insecta; Diptera; Culicidae
Exons: 2
Coding region: 1-342 (113 amino acids)
Source: RefSeq, a predicted model, not a curated record
AUGAAACGCAACAGCCAAACGAAUUCAAAACCAUCCCCGGUUAUGCAGACCACUCGAAAAGAUCCAAUAUUUACGGAGGAGGAUCGUGAAGCCGAAGCCAAGCGUUUGGCAGCAUGCAUUUGCGAACGUAAGAACACCACAGUCCAAUGUUCGCGAUGUGGUCAUUUGUGUUUCGGCAGAAAAUUCCGUUCCUGCCCGUCGCAUCCUAAGGUCGCGUUUCUUUACGAUAUCCGAACCUGUUCAACGUGUAAGGGACCAACGAAGGACCUGGAGGAACUUCCAAUCGACUAUGAAACUUUUCGAAAGCUGGGGCGAGCAGUUCCGACGCGUUUCUCUGUUUAA